Zasmidium cellare ATCC 36951 is the source of this 306-nucleotide messenger RNA. RefSeq lists its product as uncharacterized. Bases 1 to 306 code for a protein of 101 amino acids. The record is from RefSeq and is a predicted model, not a curated record. The transcript has 2 exons. NCBI's taxonomy places the organism in Eukaryota, Fungi, Ascomycota, Dothideomycetes, Mycosphaerellales, Mycosphaerellaceae.
AUGCCAGACUGCUACUUCAAUCAAUUCGGUGAACAAAUCUGCGUGACGGCGACAGAGUCCGCUUGGCUCAGAUGGGGCCGGUGGGUGCUCCUCGCGAUUGUACUCAGCGUGGUUCUCAUCAGUAUCCUGAGUGUUCUCAUCUUGCGAAUCAGAUCUCGUGCCCGCUACCGUAAGAUCACGAAGAGUCGCCAGAGAGGCCGAUUGAAUCAGGGCGAAACAGUUGAAACAGGACUACCACCACCAUAUUCGAGCCCAGCAGCGCAAUUGCUACAGGAGGGAGCUACUACAACACAUCGAGAUGUUUGA